GCAGGAGAUGCACGGGUGAGAGGUCAGACAGGGGUUCUCUCCGAGCGCCGUGGCUCCUACCCAUUUAUAGACUUCCGACUUCUUAACAAUACUACGCUCUCAGGGGAAAUCGGCACCAAGAAAAAAGUGAAAAGACUGUUAAGUUUCCAGAGGUAUUUCCAUGCAUCGCGGUUACUGCGUGGAAUUGUACCACAAGCCUCUCUGUACCUGCUGGAUGAGGACUACCUUGGGCAAGCAAGGCACAUGCUAUCCAAAGUGGGAAUGUGGGAUUUUGACAUAUUCUUGUUUGACCGCUUGACGAAUGGAAACAGCCUUGUAACACUGCUUUGUCACCUCUUCAAUGUGCAUGGACUUAUUCACCAUUUCCAGUUAGACAUGGUUACAUUACACAGGUUUUUAGUUAUGGUUCAAGAAGAUUACCAUAGCCAAAACCCAUACCACAAUGCUGUCCAUGCUGCUGAUGUCACACAAGCUAUGCACUGCUAUCUGAGGGAGCCCAAGCUUGCCAACUUCCUCACCCCGCUGGACAUCAUGCUCGGACUGCUAGCUGCUGCAGCUCAUGAUGUGGAUCAUCCAGGGGUCAACCAACCCUUUCUGAUUAAAACUAAACACCACCUUGCCAGCCUGUACCAGAACAUUUCAGUGCUGGAAAACCACCACUGGAGAUCUACAAUAGGCAUGCUUCGAGAGUCACGGCUCCUCGCACACCUGCCCAAGGAGGUGACACAGGACAUUGAGCAGCAGUUGGGCUCCCUUAUCUUGGCAACAGACAUCAACAGGCAGAAUGAGUUUUUGAUUCGUCUGAAAUCUCACCUUGACAAUCAGGAUUUGAGGCUGGAGGAUGCACAAGACAGACAUUUUAUGCUUCAGAUUGCACUGAAGUGUGCUGACAUUUGCAACCCUUGCCGGCUUUGGGAUCUGAGCAAACAGUGGAGUGAACGGGUCUGUGAAGAGUUUUACCGGCAAGGUGAUCUGGAACAAAAAUUUGAACUGGAAAUAAGUCCCCUUUGUAAUCAGCAGAAGGAUACAAUACCAAGCAUACAGAUUGGGUUCAUGACAUACAUCGUUGAGCCACUCUUUGAGAGGUGGGCCCAGUUUACAGGCGAUACUCCCCUAUCUGAAAAUAUGCUAAACCAUCUCAGGAGGAAUAAGGCCAAGUGGAGAAGUUUGCUUCACAAGCAACACAGCAGUAGUAGGAGCAAUGACCACUCAGGUCAAGUGACUGGCAGCCAGGAACAGACAUUAAAUGAAGAAGAGACUCCUUAGUGGCAGCUUCGCACUUUUCCUUAUAGCACUGCUAUCUCCGUCUUGGUCGCAGCAGCAAACAAGAUCGCGGGGAGCCAAGAGCCUGUUGUCAAGACCGUGGAAAGGGAAGAAAUGGCAAAGCAGAAGCUGUAAGGGUGCUCACAAACAAGCCCACGGUUCUGCUGGGUUU
Messenger RNA from Acanthisitta chloris (rifleman), 1435 nucleotides. It is a transcript of the gene PDE7B, whose product is annotated as phosphodiesterase 7B. The annotation marks the transcript as partial. The transcript is spliced from 11 exons. The record is from RefSeq and is a predicted model, not a curated record. Gene Ontology annotation, molecular function: 3',5'-cyclic-AMP phosphodiesterase activity. Lineage: Eukaryota; Metazoa; Chordata; Aves; Passeriformes; Acanthisittidae.